This is a messenger RNA of Naegleria fowleri, 1626 nucleotides long. RefSeq lists its product as uncharacterized. The transcript has a single exon. Bases 1 to 1626 code for a protein of 541 amino acids. Gene Ontology annotation, molecular function: DNA binding. Lineage: Eukaryota; Heterolobosea; Eutetramitea; Acrasida; Naegleriidae. The record is from RefSeq and is a predicted model, not a curated record. Gene Ontology annotation, biological process: regulation of DNA-templated transcription.
AUGCAACAUCCCAUUAUGAAUUUAUUUCCUUCGCCAUCCAACGCUGAGAGUCAAGAAAAGUCUCUGCCCACCACAGAUUCAAUUUUUCAUUCAGAUACACCAAGCUUUGGAAAUGCCUCAACCCUCACAGCUCCCGAAUCGAAUCUCUCCUGUGAUCAUUCCUUUCUCUCUCUAUUCAAUGAACGUGAAACGUUUGCCUUUGAAGAUGCUAACUUGACCACUCAUUAUCAGACAACACCACAAUCGAACUUACUUCAAACCUUAUCCGGUUGUCAUAAUCAUCAUCUUUGGCCCACUCCAUUGCCAUCAUCAUUAUUUGCAUUAGAUUUUCACACUUCGUAUUCCUUUGACUCAGUUUUUAAUUCGAACUCGGAACUCGGCGAGGACGACAACUCUCCUCUAUGGAAUACUUCUUCAAGAUUGUUGAUUGACUUUCCUUCGAGGGAGAUGAUGUUUCCUUCUCCUCUCUCAUUGAAUACCAUUCCUUUGAAACCCUAUAGAGAUCAAAAGAUCUUGAUGUCAGCUGCAAGCACAAGUUCAUUGAAUCCAUCCAAGCUUGAAAUGACACAACCAACUCUGGAAUCCAUUUCCAAGAAUAUAGAAACCUUACUGGAAGAGUCCUGGAAAGUCAAUGAUGUUACAUUCAUGAAGGAACUCAAGCGCAUCGAGAAUGAUGUACGAUGUGCACUCAUUGUGAAGGAACAUAUGAAGAAUAGCAGUCGUAGAGGUAGUAGUUGCAGCAGUAGCAGUAGUAGUAACAACUGUAACCCCACCAGUGCGAGUAAUAGCACACAAAAUACUUCCUAUUCUUCUAAGGAAUUGACCAUUAAGGAAAUGAAGAAAGAGGAAGAAACCAACAAUACCAAUGAAAGACAAAUAUUGACUCGAUCACAAUUAGCCAAGAUCACUCAAAAGAAACCAUCCACUACAGCCUCUUCGUCGUCUUCCAGAAAGAACUCUUCUUCCAUUGUCAGGGAAUCCUCCUCCUCCAAGAGAAAGAGAGAGCCCUCCGUCCUCCACUCCAAACGGAAACUCUCCCAAACGAAGGAAACUCAUGACGACUCUAAAACAGAGGAAAGUAGCUCGGAUCAUGAUGAUGGUAGUGGGAAUGAAUCGGAUUCUGACUUUGAUCCAACCAUUGCUUCAGGCCAGGGAUCUUCAACGGACGACGAGGAGGAGACUGAAGAGGAGGAGGAUGAAUCCAAGUCUUCUUCCUCGACAACUACUUGCAAGAGAAAGGUCAAGAGUGAAAGGAACAGAACAAGUGUUGUUGUUGCUUCUUCUGCUGAUUGUUCCUCCUCUUCUUCAGCAUCACCAGCCACAAAGAAGAGAAAGAGAACCACCUUUGCGAAAGCAGACAUUGCACUCCUCACGAAAUGGCUUCAUUCUCACUCGAGUAAUCCGUAUCCUACUGAUGAAGAAAAACAAACUCUCUUAAAGAGUGUGAACAUGACUAAGGAACAACUUGAAACAUGGUUUGUGAAUAAUCGAAAGAGAUUGUUGCCACAGCACAAGUAUGUUCGUAAAACGCCAGUGAGAGUGGAGAGUGAGACGUUUAAUCAACGAUUGUUGAAACAAAUGGAGAAGGAAACAGGUUCAAAAGAAACGAAGAAGAACAAGGUAUGA